This is a messenger RNA of Trichobilharzia regenti, 477 nucleotides long. Lineage: Eukaryota; Metazoa; Platyhelminthes; Trematoda; Strigeidida; Schistosomatidae. The record is from the annotation of a GenBank genome assembly.
AUGGGAGGAAUGCCUACUACUGCUAAGUUGAAUAAAGGUUCUGUACAACUACAACGUGAAGUAGAAUUGAAUGCAGAUGCAGUUGCAGAAGUUAUGGAUACUUGUGAGACCGUCAGUGUAAUUGAUCAGCGUGUAGCCCACCUAUCAUCAGAUGAUAGUGCUAAACCCGAACUAGUAAUGAAAGACAGCAGUGGUGGUAAACUUGCAGUUAGACAAUUGUCUGAAAGCCGAACAACAACAGCUUCUGAUCCACCGCUAAGUUCAUCAACUGGUAUCAAUCAGUUGUCGCUGGUGCUGUCAUCCACAAUGAAACAGACACCCAUGAACUCAAGUAUCUUGUGCAAUCACUAUGAUAGUAUUGGUGCGUUUGAAAAGACGAAAGAUAUUGGUCAGUUUAGUGAGGAUAAGCCAAGUAUAAACGAGAGAGUAAUUGUUAAAUUGACUUACAUGAAUAAAGGCAUUUCUAGUUUCAAGUAA